Messenger RNA from Alternaria triticimaculans, 1149 nucleotides. RefSeq lists its product as uncharacterized. Lineage: Eukaryota; Fungi; Ascomycota; Dothideomycetes; Pleosporales; Pleosporaceae. The coding region runs from base 1 to 1149 and encodes 382 amino acids. The transcript is spliced from 2 exons. The record is from RefSeq and is a predicted model, not a curated record.
AUGUCGACACGCAAGUCCGGCCGCGCAACCAAAGCGGUGAAAUACACAUCCGCAUCCGAAGGCUCGGAUUUUGAGGACAAGAAGCGAAAGCCCAGAAAGACUUCCACAGCUACCCCCAAGAAACCUGGGCCUACAAAGAGGACAAAAGCAGCACCAAAUGCGACCACCGUAUCAGGAAAGAAGGCCCUCAUGAACCCCAAGCGCCCCGCCGAAUCCGACAAUGACGAUGAUAAUGCUUCUGCCAACGAAACCGCCCCCAAGCCCAAGCGUCAAAAGAAAGACCCCGAGACCCUAGCCAACGAAGCCCACGAGAAGCAGGUCAAAGCCGACAAAGCCUUGCACAAACAAAACUGGCAGGACUGGCUCGCAGCCCACACCGUCGAAGGCGAGAUGCUAGAAGAAGAGCCCGACAAGGAAGAAAGUAUCACGCAGACCGACGCGCUGAAGAAGUACGGGCUCAAGAAAGAGGAGCUGACGUCUUUACUGCGGUACGAGAAGAAGAACCCGUUGUAUGGUGGCACGAUGAAAUUGUUCAUAAAGGACAAUGUGAAGGAGUUGUGCUUCAGGAAGAUGGGGAUGCUGGAGGGUGUGCAGGGGGGUGAUGGGGAAGUUUUGAGGAAGGGGGAGGAGAUUUGGCAAGCAGAACACAAAGACGAUCCUGAGACUGAGAACGAAGCGAAAUCGACGAAGGUGAAGAAGGCUGACAAGUCCACGCCGACAAAAGAGAAGAAGGACGCCCCAGCCAAACCCGAGAAAUCGAAGAAGGAAGCACCAGCUAAACCCACCAAGCCCACCAAAGAAAAAACACCCAAGCAAAAGUGGUCAGCAUACAUAUCCUCACACACCCUCGCCGCCGACUCGAACCUCACCGAAGAGCCAUCCGACGUCAUCAAUCAAACAGAGUGCAAGAACAAGUACAGUCUCACGCCCCAGGACCUAGCUUGUCUGUCUUUCUUCCCUAAGAAGAACCCUGUGUACGGGAAAAUCAUGAAGUUAUUCCACGAGAGCGAGGUGAAGAAAUUGGCGUAUGUGAAGACUGCUGUUCUAGCUGGAGUGGAGGACGAUGGUGAGGAUGAAGGGGCGUUGGUGAAGGAGGGGAAGAAGAUUGUUGAGGAGCAGCGAGAGGGUGAGGACGACGAGGAAGAGUAG